CUUAAUUUUCAUCCUAUUCAUAUCACAUUCCAAAUGUUUAGUGGCUGAACUCCUUCGGGCCUUUCUCUGGCUUCAUAAUCUGCUUCAUUUAAUUAUGGCUCUGAAGUCUUGGAUUUGGCGGGUGGUAGCACUUUGUUUAUGUGAUCGUGGAUCUGCAGCAAGAUCUUCUUCCCCUUGUGACAGCCACAUUUACUGUACUGGAAAGCUUCUACACAAAGUGCAGAUGGCCAAGCUCUUUGAUGAUGACAAACAUUUUGUGGAUAUGAAGUUAAAGGUGAAUCCAGAUGUCAUUUUGGAAGCCUUUGAAAACCUCACCUCCCCUACUGCGGAGCUAACAAAGGAGCAACUGAAACAUUUUGUCAAAACAUACUUUGAUGCUCCUGGACAGGAGUUUGAGGAAUGGACACCAGCCGACUGGGGUGAUCACCCCCAAAUCCUUCAGAAGAUUUCUGACCAGAAGCUACGCCUUUGGGCUACAAAACUGCAUGCUCUCUGGAAAGUCCUGGGGAGAAAGAUUAAGCAAAAUGUGCAGUCACACCCAGAGCUGUAUUCCCAGAUUUAUGUGCCCAAACCAUUGAUUGUACCUGGUGGCCGUUUCAGGGAGUAUUAUUACUGGGACUCCUACUGGAUAAUAAAAGGGCUGCUGCUCUCUGAGAUGAGUGAAACCUCUAAAGGAAUGAUUGAAAAUUUUUUGUAUCUCAUGCAAAGAUUUGAAUUCAUCCCAAAUGGAGGACGGAUUUACUAUGAACGCAGGAGCCAGCCACCCUUCCUGGUGCUGAUGAUGGAGAGUUACAUCAAUGUCACAAAGGAUCUAGACUUCUUAAAGCAAAGUAUUGAUCUCCUGGAUAAGGAGUAUGAAUUCUGGAUGAACAAUCGAGUCAUGCCUGUCAGUAUAAGAAGCAAAACUCAUCAUCUGAAUCGGUAUAUUGUGGAAGCAGCUGGCCCCAGGCCGGAAUCCUAUAGUAAGGAUGUGGAAUUAGCCCAGACAGUCCCAGAAGCUGCCAAAGAAGACCUGUGGAUGGAGCUAAAAACUGGAGCAGAGUCGGGUUGGGAUUUUUCAUCUCGUUGGUUCAUUGACUCCAAUGGGAAGAGUAGUGGGACAUUAAAAGACACAAAAACCAAACAGGUCCUCCCUGUUGACCUAAACUCUAUCCUCUGCAAGAAUGAGCGAAUUCUGGCAAUAUUCCACAAGCUGCUGGGUAAUUUUUCUCAGGCACAGUACUAUGAGGAUGCCUUAAAGCAUCGUAUUGAGGCUGUACACGAUGUUUUCUGGGAUGAAACACGAGGUGUCUGGUUUGACUACAACUUACUAACUAACCACAGCAACACUGCCUUCUAUGCUUCCAACUUGGCUCCUCUCUGGGCUGAGUGUUUUGCUGAGCAGGAAGCAGGAAAAACCGCAGAGGUGGUGAUCCGUUACCUGGAGGGCCAGCAACUACUGUCAUACAAGAAUGGAAUCCCAACAUCCCUGGUGGCAAGUGGUGAGCAGUGGGACUAUCCCAAUGCCUGGCCACCACUGCAGGAAAUGAUCAUUGAAGGCCUGGCAAAGUCCAACUCUGAGGCAGGCCAGAGGAUUGCAUUCCAACAGGCGCAGAAGUGGAUCCACUCAAACUGGCGUCUGUAUGAGAAACAUCAAGCUAUGUUUGAGAAGUACGAUGUCAGUGGGAACGGUAAACCAGGCGGUGGUGGAGAAUAUGAUGUCCAGGUGGGCUUCGGGUGGACAAAUGGUGUGGUACUGCAGCUCUUGGACCAGUAUGGAGACCGACUCACAUCUGGGGUCACAGGCCUGGCGUGCUUCACUUGGCUCGCUGUGCUUCCAGCCAAUUUCUUGCUCUCUCAAUUCUGAAAAAUGGUGACUGCGUUGUCACUAAUUAGGAGCCUUCUGAUUCUAUCACUAUUUGGCAGCACUGCCCUCAGUCACUGCCUGUUCCAGGGGAAGGUAGAAACUAAAUGUAGGAAAAUAUGCUCAGUUAGUGAAGGGAAAGAGAUGUAAAAAUAUAUAUAAAGAUGUUUAUGAUGAUGGUGGUGGUUGUGGAGCGGUGAAACCAGGUCUUGAAAGAACGCUGGUGAAGCUUCUGCUGUUUCUCUUUAAACCACUUCCUGUGUUAUUUCUUCUGAUCCUGUUCUUUGCCUUGUGUGACAUGUGACCUCUUAAACAUGGACUGAGCAUAAACAGCAAUAAAAAAUAUCUCCUCA
Stegostoma tigrinum is the source of this 2196-nucleotide messenger RNA. RefSeq names its product trehalase (brush-border membrane glycoprotein) (gene treh). The record is from RefSeq and is a predicted model, not a curated record. Gene Ontology annotation, molecular function: alpha,alpha-trehalase activity. NCBI's taxonomy places the organism in Eukaryota, Metazoa, Chordata, Chondrichthyes, Orectolobiformes, Stegostomatidae. Bases 95 to 1846 code for a protein of 583 amino acids. The transcript is spliced from 16 exons. Gene Ontology annotation, biological process: trehalose catabolic process.